AUGGGCAGCGUUCGGGCAUUAGCGCAGAUCAGUCAUUGCGCUUUUAAACGCGAUAUAUUCCUAACAAUAUCACUCAUUAUGUUGAACUGCUAUCGGUAACAUGAACCGGACCGACCACAACACCGAGCGAAACGACAUUUCCAUGCGUUAAACGACAAAUGUUUUCAUUUAGCAAAAGCGGAGAAGCGCUAGUGAUGAACGGGAUGUGUUUGGGAUUUUUGCCGUGUUGUCUGGCGAUCGUCUGUGGAAACCGAAAGCGAUUAGAACGUGCCAAAGCUCAUUGAGAGUUUGAUGGAGUUUCUGUAAAGGGUUCAAGGACAAUCAAAGUCAAUUUCGUCUUUUUCAGUGAUAAAGUAGAUGAUGUUUGACUGCAUGGAUGUUUUAUCGGGACACAUGCUGGAGUUUUACUCUUCCAGUCCUUCAUCAUGUAUGUUACAGGAGAAAGCGCUGAGCGCGUGCUUCAGCUGGCAUCAGCGCCGCACCAAACAAUCCAUUGAGACUCAGAGCACCAGUUCUGAGGAGUUGGUUCCUAGUCCCCCAUCUCCUCUUCCUCCUCCACGAGUCUACAAACCCUGUUUUGUCUGUCAGGACAAGUCCUCGGGGUACCACUAUGGUGUCAGCGCUUGUGAAGGCUGCAAGGGUUUCUUUCGCAGAAGCAUCCAGAAGAACAUGGUGUACACAUGUCACAGGGAGAAGAACUGCAUUAUCAACAAGGUGACGCGAAACCGUUGUCAGUAUUGUCGCCUGCAGAAGUGCUUUGCUGUGGGAAUGUCCAAAGAAUCUGUUCGGAAUGACAGGAAUAAAAGGAAGAAGGAGAUUCCAAAGCAGGACUUAACUGAGAGUUAUGAACUGACCGCAGAGAUGGAGAUCGUAAUUGAGAAGAUAAGAAAAGCACAUCAGGAGACAUUCCCUUCACUCUGUCAGCUGGGCAAGUACACCACGGUAUGA
Molecule: messenger RNA, 948 nt
Organism: Paramisgurnus dabryanus
Lineage: Eukaryota; Metazoa; Chordata; Actinopteri; Cypriniformes; Cobitidae
Source: RefSeq, a predicted model, not a curated record